Molecule: messenger RNA, 1623 nt
Organism: Osmerus eperlanus (European smelt)
Lineage: Eukaryota; Metazoa; Chordata; Actinopteri; Osmeriformes; Osmeridae
Exons: 3
Coding region: 64-1389 (441 amino acids)
Source: RefSeq, a predicted model, not a curated record
UAUUUAAAUUACAUUCUUUAAAAAAUUCAUUGUAUUUUCACCAGUCAAACUGUACCAACACAGAUGUCCCGUGCAGCGUCAAAGACUCGUCCCGAGAAAGGGCGCACCCCUUCAGUUCCUGCACAGCCUCCUCCACCAAGCCACAGUCCUGAUGUUGUCGUGGACAUCGUCCCUGGCCGCCUCACUCAGGCCAACUGGGUGUCCAUGCAGGGGCAGGAGGAAGGAGAGGAGGCGGUCAUGGAUAUCCUGAAUGAGUUACUUGGUCAUGUCAUGGACAGGUGUUAUGAUGUGUACCUUCAGAACCAGCUAGUGCCAUUCACAGUGGCCAAGGUCAGAGAUUUACUGGUUCACAUCAUAGAGUGGAACUUCCUGAAUCAGGACAAAGGGGAGGGACCAGAAGAUGCUCCCACUUGGACUGAGGACUCAGAGCCCCUGCCGUCAACAACAGAAUCCUGGGCACAAGGCUGUGUGUCUGUUAAAUAUGCCACAGCCCCCAAACACCCUCUUCAGAGAACUCCUGUUCCUCGCGUCACUAGGAAGACAGACCAACGAUCGAAUCAGAGAUCUUGGAUGACGGCCCAUCCAAGCACCUCUCCAAAGUUCUUCGGGAAAGCAAGACAAAGCAAAGAGCCUCCAGGGUAUAGGGGUUAUAAACUCCCCCUCGACCCCCCACUAAAAAAUGAGGAACCGAAGAAAAGCCUAACAGAAUCUUCCAGCACAAAGCCUUCGCUACACCGGCUACAGUCUUCGCUGCAUUCUCGAAAAGGCUCAGUGGACGACGAGGAGAAGGAAGGAGGAGGAGAGCAGGGGGAGGGCGAAGAAAGAACCACAGACAGUUCACUCCUUAAACUGGCACGCCAGAGUGAAGACUUCCCAGCCAUGCCAAGAGUAGACCCUGCCCAUCUGCCACGCCACAGAGUCUGGCCCCAGUAUGAGGUUCUGGACACAAGUCCUUCUAAGCAGCAUGCCAGGAGAACCAGGGAACCCCCAGCCGUGCCAGGAGGACGAAGACCUGACAGACAGAACAUCAGGCACGCACAAGCACUGAAGCCUCUUCUGCGCUACGGAGCCCCAUCCCAGGUCAACAGAAGAAAUGACGUGUCUGGGGCUGUCUGGUUAUCCUUGAGGGAGAGACAUAUCCUAACUGGGGGCAGAAGUGAGGGGAUUAUUCCCUUUUCUGGCACUUUGAUGCUUGACACAAUGGAGCUGGCACCAGGGGUGUCUGUGAAGGGCCCACAGGGUACCAGGAGUAGACCACUGAAAGGGAACCCAGCCCAGCUGGAACCCAGUGCAGAGUCUAGGCCCAUACGGAUCAAUGUUCCGGUGCCAGUAUUUCCCCUAGAACAGCUUACAGCUGGAGCAACUCCUCGUGUUACCCCUCUGCUCUGAACCCACAAAGCACAGUGCUACUGUGAACCAUAACAAAUUCAAAUAAAAUAUCAAUAAUUACUACAAUAAAACAUAUGACAUACUUCACACAGAUAUGACAAAUAAAGUGUAUGUUUAUUUUUUAAUAUAAUGAAUACAUAUAAUUUAAUAUCAUAAAUAUAAGUAUAUAUAUAUAUACAAAAUAUUGUUUUUUUCUUGUGAUUAACUGUUCCAUUAUGAUCCCAUAUGGCUUUG